Molecule: messenger RNA, 1094 nt
Organism: Leptinotarsa decemlineata (Colorado potato beetle)
Lineage: Eukaryota; Metazoa; Arthropoda; Insecta; Coleoptera; Chrysomelidae
Gene: mRpL44
Product: mitochondrial ribosomal protein L44
Biological process (GO): RNA processing
Molecular function (GO): double-stranded RNA binding; ribonuclease III activity
Source: RefSeq, a predicted model, not a curated record
CCAUAACAGGGAAAUAAUAAGAAUAGGACGAAAACAAAAAUAACACAACUGUAACCUAACUUUUGGAAACGAAAGAGGUUACAAAAAAUUAAUAGAAAUCAGAAUGUCCUUAUACAGACCAGUAUUCUCGCUUCUCAGAAAAUAUGCUGCUCAAAACGUAUCACAUUUAAGAUUAUCAGAAAGACGAUCUAUAAAAAGGUGGGUUGCUCCUACCUUGAAGGAGCUUUAUAGGAGAAGAGUAAAAGUCGGUCCUGAACCAGAGAAACCGCGAUCGGCUUUCUUAGAGUGGAACUAUGACAGUGAACUCUUUGCCUUUGGAAAGCGCCUCGGAGAAGAAAUUGAUAGGGACCUGUUGAAACGAGCACUGAUACAAAAAGAAUUCGCGAAUUUGCAAGAAAUCAAAGCUGAAGAGAAAGGUUUGCCUGUUCCUGAGAAAAUCCACAACUUCGCUUUGAUCGGGGAAGGUGACAAAAUAAUUUCAACUUAUGUGAGAGCAGAGUUGAGAAAAACAUACCCUGAAGACAUAGUGAAUGCUGUGAGUGACUAUUUAACGUCAGAGGACAUGCUUUCACAUAUCGCCAGCCAUAUUGGAUUGAAGGACAUCAUUCUAACGACCGAGUUCCCUGUAGGUAAAAGUACACUAUCUAAUACAUUCAAAGCGAUCGUGGCAGCCUUGAAGCAGUCUCAGAGCUUGGAACGAGCUGACAACUUCGUGAAAGACUUCGUGAUGAGUCAGCUGAAUGGCAAAGACGUGUAUGAAAUCUGGGACCCGAAAGAGCCCUUUGAGUAUCUCAUGAAACUACUGCGAGAGAAGGGAGUAACAGAAGUUGAACCUCGUUUAUGUAACCAGUCGGCCACCAACACAAUUCUAGCGUGUUUCCAAGUUGGACUAUAUAGUGAUAAGAAACUCUUAGGACUAGGCUGGGGAGAGAAUAUCCAAAUCGCCAAAGAGACUGCAGCAAUCGACGCAAUACAGAGGAUUUACAGUAAUUAUACCCCAAAGUAAAAUACCAAAACAUACGCUUUUCCAAAAUCCUGUAAAUUUUCCACCGACAGAAACAGCGUUAAUAAAAUAAAAAUGUAUUUACAAUCAA